This is a messenger RNA of Patiria miniata (bat star), 4329 nucleotides long. RefSeq names its product transmembrane protein 39A-like. The record is from RefSeq and is a predicted model, not a curated record. The transcript has 8 exons. The coding region runs from base 1 to 1443 and encodes 480 amino acids. Gene Ontology annotation, cellular component: membrane. Lineage: Eukaryota; Metazoa; Echinodermata; Asteroidea; Valvatida; Asterinidae.
AUGGCCGGAGGACGGAGAGGUCCCGGCAGGCCUCAGCUGAGCCGGACGGCCCCGCCACCACCGAUGCACGCCACAAAUGUGCUGGGAAACUCGGCGCAAACGACCAUGACCACGACCAUUCGACACAGGAAUGGACCGGGAGCCAUGGCAACCAGCACCCCGCUCACCACCCUCAUCACCAUCACGCCCAUCCAACACCCGGUUAUCCCCGUCCUGCCAGUAGAGGGCAGCCUGACCUUUGAGGUCACCGUGGUGCUGUACCUAUUGACAGUGCUCUUCCUGCAGUAUGUGAACAUCUACAAGACGGUCUGGUGGCUGCCUAUGUCACCAUCCCAGACUGCAAUGAACCUGUAUUUGAUUGACCCAUACCUUGUGAUGUUCAUCAUCAUUGUUCUGACAAGACGCCUUGUCUGGAGCUUCAUUAUGGAGGUUUACAAAGAUGCCAAGGUCUUCUCUGUCCUGUACUACCUGGUCAAAUCCAUCAAGUUUAUCCUCAGCACAGGAGUCCUGGGAUUGGCUGUGUGGUCGCUAUGUAAACUGUUCCUUAGCAACUCGCCACUCAAUCUGUUCUUCCUGGCAUACCCCCUGGUGUCGUACUUCUUACUUUACGGCCUGACCUUUGACCUCAACAAGUCCGUCUUCGCUGUCAUCGUCAACAAGCUCUGGCCGCGGGGCGAGGCCGCUACCAAUCACACCUCCCCCCUCGACAAAUCCAUCUCUGCCUCCCCGCCCUGCUCCCCCUCGCCACACUCCACCUACGAGACCACGCAGCACAAGUGCACCCACGUGCCGGUCGAUGUGCGCAAAGAGGCCGACGUCCUGAAGUACGACUUCAACGCCCGCAUGAAAAACGUUCUCUUCAAUUCCAUGGUCUGUGCCUAUUAUGUAGGCUUUGUGCCUAUCUGUUUUCUUCAGCCGUCCAUGUACCUUGACCUGUGGUGGGCGUGUCUCAUGAUCGCAUUCGUCUGGAUCAACUCCUUCAUCAUGUUCAGCUCCCACUUCUUGCCAGCGUACUACUGCGACGCUUUACACCGCUGCUCCUUACACCUGGGCAAGUGGCAGAAGGUGGACCACGGGUACAGCAACACCCCACAACACUUAUGGUCUGAUGCCACCGUGUGGCCCCAAGGCGUGCUGGUGAGAUACAACAAAGGGCUGUACAAGGCGAUGGGACAACAGAACGUGGCUCUUCCAUCAGACGGAUCCUAUGCCAGAUUCUAUUUUAUGUUCCAUCAGCCGCUGCGAGUCCUGAAUGGCCUCCUGUGCCUACAGAUCGCCGUCAUCCUGUUCCAGCUCUAUCUCCUCUUCAUGCACUCUCACUGGAAUCACGUCAUCUCUCUCUCCUUGCUGCUCUUCUGUAACUACUACGUCCUCUUCAAGCUGCUGAGGGACCGGAUUAUCCUGGGCAAGGCUUACCACGUCAAGGAAGAAGAGGUGGAAUAGCAGAAUGGAGUUUAUAAGUAAUGCCUCACCCACAAUGAGCACCACAUGUUAUUGCACUCUUUCCCUGGUAUGUAAUAUUUAUAGGUGUAUGUACUACAAGAUAGUGCACAUGUCCAUUCCAAUGCACAAAGUCGUGAAGCCACUGUGAGUCAUAUGUUGGGCCCCCAACAUGGCUGCCGCUUCAUGUAUCGUCAGACCCCCUAAAGCUACGCGUUCGUAUUUCUACGCAUUCACCUUCAAUUUGUGUGUGACAACGUGCCCGCAUUGCGCAAGUGUUACCUGCGCAGAUUAUGGAAGGUCGUGGAUAGCCCAAAAUAGUAAACUACACUUUAUUUCUGAGUGGGAAAAAAUACAAUGAAAAAAAAAGCAUGAAAGCAUGUAGUCCACAACAGCUGGGGUGCAUGUAAUUCAUCUAUGCUGUGUAAAUGCAAAUCAAGAAAUUGAAGCACAGAUGUGUAUACAUUUUGACCCCCAAACAUGGCACCCUUGGGGCUUCAGCCCGUGACCUUGAUGCACUAUCCAGUCAGUAUAUAGAGAUCACUGGCCCACACACAGGCACAUCCAGCAGGGAGUUUCAUCCCACAUUACCCCACAAAUUCUGAAGCCAUGAAUCGUGGCACCAUUCUCCACAACUUGUUUGAAAGAUCAUGCGGCAUAUUGUGGUGUAACAUACCAACAGCAGUAAACAAAGUAAUGUAGUGACUACAGUCUGUCGUAUUUCCAAAUUUUGCUGCAUGGGACAAAGUAUUUUGACACCACACUUUACCACAGCUGUGGCGUAUUUGGGUGUCUAACAGGGUAGUCCAAAACCAACUUUUAAAGCUUUAGCGUUAGCACAUGAAGUCAUACAAUCAUGCUAGGUGAUUCCACUUUCAAAGUUUGCAAGAAAAAUUGCCUUGAAAUGUUGUAAUUCGUCAUCAAUUUUGUCACUCGCUUUUGUGACUUUCAACCCAAAGUUGUCUUUAGAACGCCUUGUAAUAUUUUAAAGAGAACAUGAAUGCUUGUAAAUAGCCUUUCAGUAUUAUUUUUGCUUCAAAUUCUUCUAGGUUUUUCCAUUCUUAUUGCAAGAGUGGAAACUUCCUCUUUCACGAAAUAUCUGCUUGUGUUCAACCAGUAGUUUUUAAAAAAUGGUGGCAGAAGUGUUCCUCUCAUUAAUCAAUUCUUCUAGUGGCUGCAUGUAAAAUAUGGAAAGAGGUUUUUUUGUUUGUAGAAGUUUUUAUGAGAAGGAAAUGUAGUAAACAGAUAAAUGGUUAAUGAAUAUAAAUUUGCUUAUGAGAUGGAAUUUGAGUCGGAGAGAGGUAAAAUUGGAAUUGGGUUUUGCCGUUCGCCGACAUAUUUAUUUUUAUAAAUUCUGUUACUCAAUAUUGUCCGAGGGCUUGCGAGUAAAUGGUCACAAGCUCACUCGGAUGGGACUCGAACCCACGACCUCCUGCUUACCAGUGCGGACGUCUUACCACUCGACCACCGAGCUUACUGGGGUUGGCUGGCCGGUUCGAGUUGGAUGUUGCAGCAAGUAUCGCAACCAAACUUGUAUUAGUAAGCUGGAGGUCUUGGGUUCCAGCCCCAUCCAAGUAAGCACGUGAAGAUGUUGGACAACACUCAGUAUGCAGUGUUUAUUAAAAAAUAUAUGUUGGCGAUAAAAUAAAAUAAAUUUCCUUAAUUAGAUAUUCAAUGAAUAUUCAUAUUAAUUAUAGACAAUGAAUAUUUACCUUUCUGUUCUUAAUUUGUUCUAGCUGGUUCCCAAGCCAAUUUGAAGGCGCAAGUUUUAAUGAAAUAUCUCCACAAACCGGCCUUUAAACAAUUUAACUUCAAAUUUUAAAACCAGUCACUGCGUUCAGAAAAUCUUCCAUAAUCCUCCGUAAUUGACCAGAGUAAUGGCACCCUUGUACUCAAAUUUUGAAGACCCAUGUCGUCUAACAGUGGCUGGGCUAUAACUACCUCAAUCCUACAAAAUCCUCUUAAAAAACCCUCAUGGAUUUUGAAGGUUUGGAAAGGGAUAGGGUUAAAGGAAACCCAACACAUUGGGCAGCCGUCCUGUUCCCUCAAUUUUGUCAAGUUUUUAAAUCAAAGUUAAUCUCAAAUACAUUUUUUUGAAUUCCUUGAAUAAUAUGACGUAUUUUUGUGACUGUACGAAAGGAGAUUUUGUUCAAUUUUUAAUGCAUUAUGGAUACUUCCCAUUGAUUCGUUGCGAUUGCUUUUUCAUCUUGAUUUUUUUGAUUCCAGGUUCCAGUUUUCCAUUUGUUUUGAUUCAAAUGCCCUCUUCCAACGUUAUCGCAGAAAAUUCCAGAUUCUCUUCCCAAUUUUGUGGAGUUUUUUUUUAUGAUACCUUGUGUAAUGUACCGUACAUGAAAACUUGAAGUAAAUUUUGAUAUGAUUAUUAGAAAUAUUGGGUAUGAUGUCAAACAUAUCCAGGUUGCGUGCACAAUGUUGUUCUCAGUGAUAUGUUAAGGGUGUUGGCGUGGUUCUAGUUAUUGAGGACAAGAUUUUGAAACUGUACUUAAAACAAAAGAAAAUAAACAAGCAAACAAACACAAGUCAUUGAAAAUAAACAAACAUUACCUGUAGAUGUAUGAAAGCUAUACAUCUCUCAACAACAGACAAUCAAAUAAAAAAUACACACUUUGAAAAUAAAACUAACCCAGAAAACUGAACCAAAACAUCUGUAAGGUUCAAAAACAGAAAUGUUAUGUUGCUUCCUUGAGGAUAAAAUGUUUUAUUUUUUACAGGGCCAAAGUAGAUGCUUUUUAUUGAGCUUUAACUACUUAGAUGUGGUUGUCAUGUAUUUAGAUACUGUAAUUAUGUAGCACAGGCAAAUAUUAUGGUUUAAGCAAAGUAGUGAUUAUAUUUAUUAAAAAGAUCAUUGCUUCCAUGCAGAACAACUUUUAU